This is a messenger RNA of Nasonia vitripennis (jewel wasp), 3349 nucleotides long. RefSeq names its product nuclear transcription factor Y subunit alpha (gene Nf-YA). Gene Ontology annotation, cellular component: CCAAT-binding factor complex. The transcript is spliced from 7 exons. The record is from RefSeq and is a predicted model, not a curated record. NCBI's taxonomy places the organism in Eukaryota, Metazoa, Arthropoda, Insecta, Hymenoptera, Pteromalidae. Gene Ontology annotation, biological process: regulation of transcription by RNA polymerase II. The coding region runs from base 829 to 1725 and encodes 298 amino acids. Gene Ontology annotation, molecular function: RNA polymerase II cis-regulatory region sequence-specific DNA binding; DNA-binding transcription factor activity, RNA polymerase II-specific.
GGACGACGUGGCCCGCGAAAAUCCGAUUUCGCCCGGCCACCCGGGGGCCCGCACCUCCUGUGCCCGUGUGUCGCGACUGCCGCGAGUGUCCGCGACAAAGAGAACUGACGCCUUCGCUUUCUCGGGACACGCGCCAUGUUUGCUGCUGCUCUGCUACUGCUCCGCGAGUUGUCCGUCCCCUCGGCCCGUUGGCAGCUGCUCGCUUGGAGUCUUCUCCGGGGACGGCCUCCGCGGGCCAACCGCCUCGCGCCGUCCUGGCUCUGCAGUGCUCGCCUCGCCCGGAGUGAGUCUCGGUUCGUCUGCAGUGUCGUGUCGUGUAGUGCCCGCGCGUUGAUUGUUCCGGAAUGCGCUGCUCCACUGCUUCUUCUUGGAUUUCGGCUAGUGUCCUAAUCGAAUUAUGCCCGCCGCCGACGCCGAGGAGGUAUUGACAUUUCGUGCGGCGAGAGCCAGUGCAUAUGUGUGCCACACAGGCGCGCGCGAGCUCCGAUGCACUUCGCGGCCGUGCGUACGCGCAGUCCUUUCUCGCGGUGCUGAUGCAUGUGUGCGUGAUGCCGAGAGAGAAAGAGAGAGAGAGAGAGAGAGAUAGGUGGAUGCAUUCGGAAGGGUGUAAUGCCAGCCGCGAACAAUGAGAGACUGGUGUUCUGUGCGGAAGUUGACCGACGGCAAGGGUUGGGGGUGCGUUUGUCUGCUCUUGUUAUGUAAUCUAGGUGACCAGAUGGCUUCGCACAUCUCUUAUGGCUUGUCCUCUGCUCGAGUUGAACAAUUGUCCUGGCUUUGAUGAUAUUUUGGGGAGUCCGUACUCCUCUAUUUAUAGUCAUUUAGAGUGUGAUGGAUCAGCUUCAAGAAGGCCAGACCGUGAUGGUUGGCGGGGCUGGAGGUACGGUUCAAGUUGUACAGAUGGGCCAAGGUGGCCAAGCCAUGAUGCUUCCUCAGACAAUUCAAGUAGCAGCACCCAAUGGCCAGAUCCAAGUAGUUCCCGUCUCUAGUCUAGCUGGAGCAGGACAGCAGAUAGUGAUUCAACAGCCACAGACACCACAGAUAAUACAGACACCAGAUGGCCAGACGUAUAUCUAUCAGCCUGUGCAACUCGAGGGACAAGUUGCGCAACAGGCUCAACCUACUGUUAUAAAUAUCAACGGAAACCUGAUGCAAAUAGCCAACCCCACGACCCAGACAGCCACUGCUCCUGCAUCGAAUCCAGUCCAACAAAUUGCUACUCCGACAGCAGCAGCAACACAGGCAGGAAACAUUGUCAUGAUGGUACCUGGUAACAGCGGGCAACCGCAAUUCCAACGAGUAGCUCUUCCAAAUGCUGAGUUUUUAGAGGAGGAACCUCUCUAUGUCAACGCUAAACAGUACAGACGUAUUCUUAAGCGUAGACAAGCGAGAGCAAAACUGGAAGCUGAAGGAAAAAUUCCUAAAGAGAGACCGAAAUACCUUCACGAGUCCCGACACCGACAUGCUAUGAAUCGAAUACGAGGAGAGGGUGGUCGGUUUCACUCUGGACAAGUGAAAAAGAGGAGUAGAACAAACAAUAACGCAAUGAUGGCCCAACACAUAGCAACUUCAACUGGUAACAAUAUUCGAACUAUAACAAUACCAGUUUCAAGCGCUGGAAUGCAGCACAAUUCUGAUAUGACCUCCACUAUUAUCAUAGAGAAUGGAGCCAGCGGAGAUGUCUUACCAGAUAUGAUCAACGAUGGAACGUUAGUGGACAUAAAAUAGGAUGUGUAGGAUAAAUUUAUAAUUUUAUUUUAAGAUUUAUGCGUGGUUUCAUCAACUUAUCGUGAAAGUAUGCGAUCUAUGGAAGACUCUGAAAGUAGAAGUAGUUUUGUAUCACUAAUCACUACACGUAAAUCAAUAUUGGUGUAUAUAUUUAUUAUUUCACAGCGCGUAGCGCUACGCUUGCAUAAUCGUUGAUGGUAUUAGCUCUAAUAAGAGGGAUAUCAUUAAAUUGAAAACGGUUGAUUUCUCAAAUCAAUUUUUAAUUUAGACUAACUAACGUCUUCUCGUAAAAAAAGCUUGUUUAUAUAAGUCCAGUUCAGUUGAAUUAAUCCUACGGAAUGAGUUGUGUAAAGUAUUUUGACAUAUUCAAGUCGGUUUGACAAAAAUCCUACAUAAUUUUUAACCGACAACCGAUAGUGACCUCAUAUUUAGCUUUUCUUACAAUGUUGGAUUUUUAAAUCAGGAUCACCAAGUCUAAUGUUUCUAGUAAUUUGAGAGUAAAACUUCGUGCAACGAAAAAGUCAGUUGGAAAAUUUAGAACUUACCCAAGUUAAAUUAAUAUAUAACCCAUGGUUUGUUCUUAAGGGCCACCACACCAGUUAUAUAGAUAUAUUAACCGUAUUAAAUUGACGCGCCCCUUUGCUCCCAACUUUUAGAAAAACGGCUGUACAUAGGAGUCUUAAAAAAUUACAGGACCUAGUUGUCGGUACAAUCUUUGCGCGGAAGUGAGCGGGACAGCAUUUAUCAGGAAAUUCCCAAGGGAAAAGAAUACUUCAAAAAUACUUUCCAGAUAUGUCAAAUAUUUUGGGUUAGAUCAGAUCGAUCGUCUAUUGUUUAUUUUGGCCGAGGUUAGUGGUUCGGAAGGAAAGCGUACUGUGAAGUAUCUUUUUCUCCAGGAUUCCAUUGAUGCAUAAUGCCCAGCUCACUACCGCGCAACGAUUGUACCCACAACUAGGUCCUGUAAUUUUUUGAGAGUCAUAAAAGCGCUCGUUUUUCCAGAAGUUGGGAGCAAAUGGUCGCGUAAAUUAGCAUUCACUAGUAUAUCUAUAUAACUGGUGUGGUGGUCCUUUAACAAACAUUGCCUUUAGCUUCUAUCUUUGCAAACGUAUAUGAGGAUCUAGUUAUUCAGAAAAAUAAAACUCGUAAAAGAAUGAGUGCAAGUACAAUUAACAUUAAUUUUAGUAAUAUUGAGUUGAACGUUACACUUUUGCUACUGUCACACAGUGCUGAACAAAAGGCGUUGAAUUCAUUCUCGUACUGAUAUAGAUAAAAUUUAAUGUAGUAGAUGAAAAAAUUUUAAGCGCAAGGAGAGUCAAAUAGCAAUAAAAUUCUUCAAACUAUAUUUGCUAUUUUAUUUGCAGUUUCAAAAACGUUAUAUGAUUUUGUAUACUGUGUAAUCUCGUGUAGUACGUGACUCUCUUUGCUAUUUCUGUAUAUAAAUGCCUGAAAGUGUGCACGAAUAGGUGAUUGUUUUGUAAGUAUGCAAGCGAAAAAAUAAUUUAAAUAUCUUAGGAAAGCGAAAGGUAUAAUAUAAUAGGAUGAUGUAAUAGCGUUAAUUUAUAAAGAUUGACAUUCUUAACAAAGGACUUAAAACAAUUAAUAAUCGAAAAACAGAAAGAACAAA